AGACAGAAUGCAUGCGAUUGUUGCAGACAUAAGUAAUGGAAGAAUAAAACCAUUACCAAGUCGAACUACUAUUGAGGAGAUGUGGUCAGACCAUAUUAUAUCAACGACAAUGAAGGGGGAAUCAGAGCAAAAUUUUCAUUCCUAUUGCCACGAUAUUUGUACGUUCAUCAAGAACAAAUCUGAUAGUAUCCUGAAUGUCUGGCCGGCAUAUACCACAGAUGAAGCAAACGAAAUGUGCUUUAUAGUUCAAACUAAAGAAAAACUACCAGAACUCAGCGAUGUCGAUUACCCUGUGUAUGUCAGGCCUGUAAGUCAGUAUAGCAACGAGAACAAAAUAGCAAUGCAAAGGAAAGAAGCUAGAGACAAUAUGCUGGAGUUCAAGGAUGUAAAGCACAUACAAGAAGUAAUAAAUAGGCAUACAUCCGAAUUGUUAAAAUGCCACUCUCAACUCUCAGUAAUCUCUGGCAGUGGAUUUCGUUCCAAAGGCUACGAUGAACAUGACAACAGCAACCACCAAAUCAUACCUGGAAAAACUGUUGUAAUGUACGUGAAAAUAAAGGGUAAAGUGCCACUGCUUGAGAAGUUGCUUCCAACGGAAUUAGAUGGAAUACCUGUGGAUGUAAGAGAAGGAGGAUUUGAGAGUGCAAGUUUAAACGCGACCGAUAACCUUCCAAAUUUACGCAUGGGAUGCCAAAUUGCUUCCACUCUUGGUGCAGGAACUCUUGGCGGUUUUAUACAUCAUUCAAAGUACGGCCUGUGUGCGACAACAUGUGCACACGUUGUACUCUCCAAUGCUGAAUUAAAAAGCUCAGUCACGAAAAAUUACGGAAAAAGGACAUGGGAAGACGAUGAAAAGAUCAUUUGUCAACCAGCAAAUGGCGAUAAAGUUGGCAGAGUGACAGAGACCUUCUUCAAAGCUAGUGAGGAAGGCAGUUACGGGAUCGAUCUAGCAAUUUUUCAAAUUGAAGAUAGACCUCCAAACUCUGGAAAAUUCCCUACAAUUAAGGGUGUCGACGUAGAUAUGAUCUAUGAAUCUGGUAAGAUGUGUGAACAAUCACCGUUUCUUCACGGGAGAAAAGUACGAAAAUUUGGAUCUGCUACCGAGUUUACUGAGGGUGUUGUGUACUUUCCUAGAGCUGUUUGUAGGUCCGAUCAUGUAGAAAUAGAUCAGACUCAGUUUUUCAUGAACGUGAUAGAUAUUUGCUCAUUGAACGGAGGUAACUUUUGUUUGCCCGGUGAUUCAGGGGCACUUGUAUUUCAGACAGGAGUUGGCCGCGAUUUGGUUUGUAUUGGUAUGGUAAUCGGGGUACUAAACGGAAAUGGAAUGGUUAUACCUAUCUCAGAAGUGAAGGAAAGGUUGGGAGUAUCAGAAUUUGAACCCUUUAGAUUGAGUGGUAUAAAAGAAAGCAUUGAUCUUCUUAAUAGUUCACGCAGAUGAAAAGCAAAUUAAGCUUGACAAAUGACUUGCUGAAAGGGUUUGCUUUCUUUAAGAUCAAUUAGAUUGUUUCCGUCGUAUACCCUUUGGUUAAAGGUUUCUACAAAGAUAUUUUAUUAAUGUGCCUGUAUGUGUAAGUGUUUUGACAGCAUGUACGCAGUUUUCUCAUGAAUGAACAAAGAAAAUCUACUCAAUAAACAUGAGGAAAGAUUGGGUUUGAAGCUACUCACCCAUAGUUUUGGUAAAAUUUUUCAACAUAUUUAUUUCUACUAAGUUUGGCUUAAAAUGCAUAUAUGACAUUGAAAAAUGAUAAAUUGAGUAAAAAUUUAAAGUUAGAUAUUGGUAGAAAUGCAAGAAAAAAAUUUCUGCACUAUUUAGAAAGCAUUACAACGAUUAUAAUAUAAAAUCUACCUUCUGCACAAUAUGUGUGAUUAUUUAAAAGAAUAUCUUGCAAAAAUGUUAUGUCAAGAAGUUUGUAUCACCAGUCACUUUCAGAGUACGCACUUCUUAUUGAUUUUUUUUGAGAAAUUAUUUUUUCGCAUAAAUGAGUUGCAAACUGGUUGUUUUUAAGCUGUUGUAGAGUUUACUUACAUUGAACUUUAGCCUAACAUAUUCUUUUAUAUUCUGCGUCCUUCAAAUAUGUCUUGAUAGUGUGAAUACAAAGUAGUAGAGUGGCACUGUUACAUUUGUUUAUAUUUGUACAUAUUUUUAUAAAGUUAUAGACACGAUAUAGCAACAGAACAGCACUCACUGCAAUCAGAAUAAUAGUACCAAAUUAAGUAGUACAUAUCACAAACAUUGUGAGAAGUGGUAUCUGUAUGUAUAUUUUUGCGAAGUGGCUUGAAAGCCAUUAACAUUUAUAUUGAAACCUUAGUGAACGAUAAACAAAAUUUGUUUUUGUACUUAUACGCAAGUAUUUCUGCCUUAUAACUAGAUCAGCUUUGACUGCACAAGCCGAUUUGGUUUUCAGGAUUUACCUAGGUUUUGAAAGACAGACUUCAGACUAUUAAUAUAUAUAGAUGAGAUUGUACAUAUUAUCAUAAUUUCAAUAGCACGGCUUUAAUGGAUACCUGUAGGAAAAGUGUUCAUCACAUAGUUUUAAGGUAUGCGUUUUGGAUAUUAAAAACAAAUACUGCCACAAACUACAUAGUGAAACACAUUAUCCUAAGAAAAUAUGUAGUUUUUUACAAGACUUAGGGCUUCUCCUUGUCCUUUUUCAGAUUAUUUGUCAAAGAUUUCUUUAAGUGAAGCCGGAUGUAUUUUUUUUUAGUUUUGUUUCUAAAGAUUAUUAAUGCGGUAAAAUUCAUUUACAAACCUAGGAUGUACUUGACGAAAAGAUUUUCCUCAUACCACCGUUAAAGAUUUAAGGACAACUGUAAAACGGCUUUGAAUACUAAAUAGCUUAAAACUAUUUACGACUGAAUAAGUAUUUUUCUGUUUAUGUCAUAGUUUAGACUUUCUAUUACAGUGUUUCUGUUUAAGAAAUAAUACAUUUCAUUUAGUGAUUUGUCGCUGAAUAAAUCAUUGUUUGGAGUUCAGAUGCGAAGGUAUUAUUUCACGAGGGCGCAGCCUGAGUGAUAUAAUAAUACGCAUUUGAACGGCAAACAAUGAUUUCAUUCAAGAGCACUAAAUUUCGCCGCUAUGCCGCUUUAUGCAAUGACGUAAUACGUGUGACGUCAGAACAGUGAAUUGCUGAAUAAUAAUUCACAGUUUCCAGCUUUUUUUGUUUAAUAGGAAAAUGAAUCUGAUCGUGUUAGAAUGUAGGGCUUGAUUGUUAUAUUUUUUUUAAGUGUUCAAGUCAAAAGGAUAGCCCUUCAGUUAAUACAGUGAAACUAUGAGGUUCAGCUAUAGAUCGGUGAUAUGAAUUAAUGUUAUACAGAAUAUUCGUUUGUAUUUUUGGCUCAUUGUUAUCCUGCCUUUUUAGGAUGUGCCUUAAAUAUCAAGGCCAUCAAUAUUUUACUUUUGUUUUACUAUCCUUGCUGUUGAUGUGCAUAACAUAGUUUAGAACUUGAGUUUGUACAUUACAUAAUUUAUGCAUCAAGACCGUAUAGUCAUUUUUAUAAUACAUUACUUUUGUGAUAAAACUAUAUAUGUGUUUAUACAUCCAUCAUUGUUAGGUGGUAGUUCUUACGUUUGCUAGUACUAGUAUAUGUGUACAGAUGUUUUAUAUUAGAUGUAAAUAAUGAUGUAGAGCAGACUACUACUAUGUAAAAAGUAUAUAUUUUGUUAAGGAAACGCUGUUAUUUGUUGAUUUUGUCUAGUUGCAUAUCAGUCUUUAACAGACCUAGCGAAAUUACUUUAAGUUCUUUUUGUGUAAUGUUACGAUGCAUUAUAAACAUGUGUACGGGAACUCUGCGAUGUAAAUUCCCUGAAAAGGAGCCGUUCUGACGAUUUCAUGAGCAAACAUUUAAUAUGUGCACGCAUGAAUGAACUUGCGUUUUUUAUUACAUUUAUUCCUACCUUUAAAACUUGUUAAUUUAACAUUUUUAAUACAAACUCUGAUCUUGUGCGUAACUGCAUUACUUGUUUCUUCUAUUGAUAUAUUUUUUCAUGUUUCUUUUGCAUAUAAUAGCUUGCAUACUUAUCGUUUUCAUAUUUUGUCCAUUGUUUCUUUGUUUUAUGAAAAGGUAGCAACGUUGUGCGUCUCAGAAAUAUUUACAAAUGUAACCUUCUUUAAUUAUAUCAAAGAACUAUAUCUCCAGAAAUAUUUGUUGAUUACAUUUAUUUGGUAGUAGGAAAUCAAAAGGGACGGUCCUUUCCGGGGCCAGGAAGUGUACUUCCAAAUAUCAGUUUAAAUAGUUGCUUCCUUCAAAUGACGUAAGGCUGGAACACAAUUUAUUUGAUGUUUAAGUGGUGAAAAAAUAACAAUGAACAAUAAAGACUGUGUUUGGUUCUUCCGAAAUCAUAUUUGCUUGCAUUUUGAAGUUUUGACAAUAUUUGAAAUACAUCAGAACGAGUUCUCUGCGAUCAAGCUUGUCAGUUCAGCUUUGACUUUAAACAUUUACUCAGUCCAGUUGACACUGUUUAACAUUUCAAACUUUGGACUUAAUUGCCUCUUUUAAAGUAUGAAAUUAUUGGAGUGAAAACAUUUUUUUUUUGGAAAUUGUAACCGACAAAAGAAUUAUUUGUUAUCGAAAUCUAUAGUUGAUAAGAGUGAAACGUUGCCCUGGACUUUUACAGGCAGAACUGAUAGAAUAUUAUGACAACGGUUGCUUUUGUCGGAAUCGGGAUGUAUCCUGAUAAACAUACAGAAUUUAUUUCCUAUUGUGAUCUGAAUAUUUUUUUUACGUUUACCCGGUAAUUAGUGUUUCUUUCUACCUGAUUACAGUAAACAGAACUUAAUAUGUAUUGAAUGGAUAAAACAAGUAGUAAGCACACUUCUUAAUCUGAAUGUCGAACCGUCUUAUAUUCAUGAGUGACCCGAGUGUAUAUACAUUGCAAUAUUGACGUCACGUCACAUAUAAUUCGGAACAUUCAGCAGGCACAGGAAAAGUGUGUUUCCAUAUUUGGUCUAUUGAUUUAUAUAAAAGAUAUUGUAGAAUCAAAUUUAUAGAACAGAACGGUAUUAACUCAUUAUUGGCACAUUCUAAAGCAAUUAUUAGCCGCGCAUUAGACUUCUACGUACUCCUUAAUUCUACGGCACAUGAAAAACCCUUUCGUGUUUCAGUAUUGGUAAAAACGGAUCACGUUGACGUCACGUUGAUCUACUAUUUGGAGCCAUAAAUUCAUCAAAACACCGCUGUCCUAUUUAAUGCACAUUUACAAAAACUAUUCUACAAUUGAAACAAUAUAUAGAGUCCCCAAAUUACAUACGAUUAAACACUCCGAUUCGGUUAUCCACUGCAUAGAAUAGUUAUUCUGUAUGCACAUAACCUCUUCGCCGUGCUUGAACAUAUUAAAACACGCAAACCUCUAUAUAUUAUGUCUAAUAGUCAGUUGCUAAGUGUCGUUGCAUGGCAAUACAAGCUUUCUGUUGCAAAUAUAAACUAUGGUGCAAUACCAACAUUCGAAUAAAAAAGGAAGAACUAAUUAACAAAGCCAUUUCUUUUCGAUUUUCGCGACAUGUUUUGGUAAUCAUCUACAGUCUUCACAGAAAUAUUUAAUAUAAAUGCUUAGUAAUAAGAGACGUCAAUUUUAAUCAUUUUCUGCAUCACGUAAUCUCCGAAGCUUUAACAAACAUUGCACGAACAUGCAUCUUCUGUUAUUAUUUUAAUGUACAGUAUUCUGUUUCAUUCUGUUAGUUCGAUAUACAGGAAAACGCAGCCUUCUCAAAUCAGUGUAUGUAUUACGUCGUAAUUGUUUUUGCGUCUACACGAUACUUAUAUUCCAAAUAAAACAAACAGAUAACAAAGAAUGAACGUACAAAUGAAGGAAUUCAGUUUGUUACCAAAUGGUAAACAACAGAAAAUUUAAACCAGUCUUUGUUUAAUAACCCUUAUUUCCCUUCAAGCUUUAAGUUACAAAACAUUGUUAAAAUGUGGAUUCUAGCGAAAUAGUAAGAAAAGGGAAAAUCUUUGUAUGUGUAAAUAUAUACAGUCACCAAGGAUACACUCAUGUUUUCAAUGCUUUUAUAGUCAGCGUAAAAACUGCCAACUUCCCCACAUAAAAAUAUUUUUAUAAAAAUGGUAAAUUCAUUUCUGAGAUCGUACCUUAUAGAUAUAGCCUCCAUGUACCAUCUCUCGACCCAGUUUUACACUAUUUUGUGGUAAUUAAAUAGGUUAAAAAAUAAUCAAAUAUAAGAUAUCGACAUUGAUUGCUAGACUGACCUUUUUCAAAGCUCUGUAUUCUAUUUUGGGAUGUUCACUUCUA
Molecule: messenger RNA, 6244 nt
Organism: Mercenaria mercenaria
Lineage: Eukaryota; Metazoa; Mollusca; Bivalvia; Venerida; Veneridae
Exons: 2
Coding region: 8-1438 (476 amino acids)
Source: RefSeq, a predicted model, not a curated record